ACCGCCAAUAAAAUUUAGAAGAAGAAGAAAGAGGAGGCGCUGUAAACUCACAGAAGAAAAGCAUAUGUGUUUUUUUUACCCUCGAGUGACGGUGGUGGUUAAUGACCAAACCAACAAAAAAAAAGAAAGAAAAAGAAGGGGGAAAAAAAGACCUUAUAAUGGAAUCAGCAGCGAUACGACCGUGCUCUUCUAGAAAACCUCCACACACUCCUGGUCCCACUGAGUCACAGAUUUGUGGGGAUGUUCAGACAGAAAAAUAUACAUCUUCAGAUGGAGGGACAUCAGGCUCUGUAGAACACCUCACCUGUGUGAACCUUCAGAAACAUGUAAAAAAGGAAGAAACUGUAGUUGAAGAAUGCUUCUCGACACCAGUCUCUGUGGGACACAUCACACCUGUGGACCUAAAGAAUCAUGUGAAAAAGGAAGAACCCGAAGAUAAAGAUUAUCUCUAUGCUGGGACAUCAAACUCUGUGGAAGAUGUAGACAAGAUGAAGAUGAAGACAAAGCUCUGUACAAGGACAGACUGGGACAUGGAUGAUUCCCAGGUACAAGUCUUCUCCUGCUCUCAGUGUUCUCUUUUCUAUACAUCUAAAAUUCACCUCCACAAACACAUCAGAAGAUACCACUAUGAGGAAUAUGAGAGACUGCUACAAUCAGGAGAGUUAAAAGACAUGAACCAUAUUACCGCAAUAAGCUCCAGUAUUCAGCAAACUGCCUCCAUUACACUCAACAGUAACUCCUCUAAUAAACAAAUGCAGAAAGAAGUCUAUCCCUGCUCACAGUGUGGCAAGAGUUUUACUGACCGAAGUAAUCUCAGACGAUGCCAGCGCAUUCACACAGGAGAAAAGCUGCAUCACUGUUCAGAUUGUGGGAAGAGCUUUAUUCGUCAGAGUGAUCUACAUGUACACCAACGCAUUCACACUGGAGAAAAGCUGCAUCACUGCUCAGAGUGUGGGAAGAGCUUUAUUCGUCAGAGUGAUCUACAUGUACACCAGCGCAUUCACACAGGAGAAAAGCCGUAUCAUUGCUCAGAGUGUGGGAAGACCUUUAUUCGACAGAACGAUCUACAAAGACACCAGCUCAUUCACACAGGAGAAAAGCCGUAUUCCUGCUUAGAGUGUGGAAAGAGAUUUAUUCGACGGAGUGUACUACAAAUACACCAGCGCAUUCACACAGGAGAAAAACCAUAUUCCUGCUCAGAGUGUGGGAAGAGUUUUAUUCAAAAGAGUGAUCUAAAAACACACCAGCGCAUUCACACAGGAGAAAAGCCGUAUCACUGCUCAGAAUGUGGGAAGAGUUUUAUUCAACAGAGUAAUCUACAAAGACACCUGCUCAUUCACACAGGACAAAGACCAUAUCACUGCUCAGAAUGUGGGAAGAGUUUUAUUCGACAAAGUGAAUUACGAAUGCACCAGCGCAUUCACACAGGAGAAAAACCAUAUCACUGCUCAGAAUGUGGGAAGAGCUUUAAUCAACAGUGUGAUCUACAAAGACACCAGCGCAUUCACACAGGAGAAAAGCCGCAUCACUGCUCAGAGUGUGGGAAGAGCUUUAUUCAACAGAGUAACCUACAAAGACACCAGUGCAUUCACACAGGAGAAAAGCCGUAUCACUGCUCAGAGUGUGGGAAGAGCUUCAUUCAACAGAGUAAUCUACAAACACACCAGCGCAUUCACACAAAAGAAAAUCCAUAUUACUGCUCAAAGUGUGGGAAGAGUUUUUCCCAACAAAGAAAGCUUCAGCAACACCAAUGCAUUCACUAAGGAGAAAAAAAUGUGUUCAUAAUGUAGACGUUUACAGAUAAAGAUAAUCUCAAAGUAUAUCCACGCAUUCACACAGGAGAAAAGCUGUGAGUGCUCAAAGUGUGGGAAGAUAUUUAGAUAUGUAAUAUUUUGAGAUACUGGAUGUUUGAUUUACAUUAGCUGUCAGUUAUAAUCAUUAAAACAAAAAAGGCUUGAACUAUUUCACUGUGUGUUAUAGGGAAUUUAGCCAGCGGUGGGCGGAGUACAGACUCACAGGACUCCGUUUUAGUGUUUGGGGGGGGGUGAAGUGCGAUCGGGCGGUGAGGGUCUCAGCUGUCUGCGGUUGCAGCCAAGGGGGCGGAGCCGUCACUCGCAUCGGAGUCGCCUGAAGCUAGAAAAAAUUCCAUCUCUUUUGCGAGUGGAAUAUCGCCAUUUUAUACUCUCCUCUCGCUUACUGGAUGGUGGAAUUCUUCCGCGCGAAGAGCCGUGGGUAUGUCAGCGGCCCCGCCCUGCCGCCACGUGCUCUCUGGCCGUCCAAAACAUUGGUGGCGCUGAAGCGGAGCUGUCUCUUUAGCGCCACCGCAGCAAUCGCGGGAGGAGCGAUCUUUGUUUCCUGUGCGGCGGCCGCCGUCCUGUCGUCACAGUGUAACGAAUCUAGAAUCUACAAACCCAAUUCCGAAAGCACUGGGAGAGUAUGAACAAUGCUAAUAAAACAAAGAGGUGUGAUUUGUAAAUGUACUUUGACGUUUAUACAUAUAAAGACAAGGUAUUUGAUGUUUUACCUAAUCAACUGCAUAGUUUUUUGAAGGUAAACAUUUAUUUUGAAAUUGAUGCAUGCACCACAUUCCAAAAAAGUUGGGACAGGGGCAAUAUAAGACUAGUAGCAUUGUGACUAUAGGAUAUAAAGUGUAAUCAAUGUGUUUAACUACACAGUUUACUAAUGUUUGGGUAUGUUAAUCAGGUAUGUAUACCCAAUAUAUACCCAACAGUUAAGACUUACUUGUGAGAAGCAUUAUCUAAAUUCAUAGAACACUUGAUCAAGUUAUAAGUGUGUAUUGAGUUAGUAGAAUUCUGUGUCUUACUAAACAGUAGGUCUAAUUGUUUUGUGUGUCAGUCCGUACCUCUCUACACAGCAAGCAUAAUCUAAAACUAUAAAACACUUUCUAACAAGUGGUAUUCUAAGUGUGUACAUUAAGAACUUUGUGUUUGUCUGAAGCAGCUUCACUCUAUGACAGUAAAUUAAGAACUUUGUGUUCGUCUAAAGCAGCUUCACUUUGUGGCAAUAAAAAGUCAAUUAGACACAUACCAGAAUUAGGUUUCUAAACAAAGCGCUCUAAGCUUCCAAAUCUGUGUCAAAAGAAGAGAUAAGAAUUCCAGGAGGAAGAAUACCAAAAUGAGACUAUAUGGUGAAUUAUAUGACAAAGUGAAAAACCCUGGUCUGGUAAAACUUUUAAAGAAAAUACACUGACUACGCAUGCGCCACAUAUACAGGAUAUCAUAUGGACAUGAAUAAUUAGUUAAGGCGAUGGAGAUUGGUCUGUUUCUAGAAAGAAAAGGUGAAAGGCCCAUCUAGAGAUAAUUUUACUGUUUCAGAGAGGUAUAUAAAGACAUGUAUGUGUAUGUGUAUGUGUAAUUCGGACCCUCUGCAGACUGUUUCACUUUAUUGUUUCAAUAAAGUUAAUUUACUUUUUGACAUCUACAAACCCUCUGUCUCUGAAGUUUUUUGACUUUUGAUUGAUUUUCCCUACAUGACAAGUUGGU
Molecule: messenger RNA, 3503 nt
Organism: Ictalurus punctatus (channel catfish)
Lineage: Eukaryota; Metazoa; Chordata; Actinopteri; Siluriformes; Ictaluridae
Product: zinc finger protein 436
Exons: 5
Coding region: 102-1763 (553 amino acids)
Biological process (GO): regulation of transcription by RNA polymerase II
Cellular component (GO): nucleus
Molecular function (GO): DNA-binding transcription activator activity, RNA polymerase II-specific; RNA polymerase II cis-regulatory region sequence-specific DNA binding
Source: RefSeq, a predicted model, not a curated record